GAGAGAGAGAUUGAGAUGCCAAAUCAUUUCCAUGCGGAUCUUGGAGGCGCCCACCCCGGCUACAUAAGGUGCCGAGGCAGUGACACCACCACCCCACCCCCCACCACACUCACCAAGAACAAGAGCAGAGCAGAGGAGGAAGAGGAAUCAGCCGCCAUGGGCGAGGAGGAGAAGAAGGAGGCGGCGAAGGCCAAGGAGGAGGAGAAGCCCAAGCAGGAGGAGAAGCCCAAGGAGCAGGAGGAAGGCAAGAAGGAGGAGAAGCCCAAGGAGGAAGGGGAGAAGGGGAAGGACGGCGGCGGCGGCGAGGAGAAGAAGGACGGCGAGGCGGCUGCGGCGGCGGACGCUCCACCGCCGCCGCCGCCGCCGGAGGAGGUGGUGAUGCGCGUCUACAUGCACUGCGAGGGCUGCGCCAGGAAGGUCCGGAAGAUCCUCAAGGGAUUCGAUGGAGUGGAGGAUGUGAUCGCCGACUCGAAGGCGCACAAGGUGUUGGUGAAAGGGAAGAAGGCGGCUGCAGACCCGAUGAAGGUGGUGGAGCGAGUUCAGAAGAAGACCGGCCGGAAGGUGGAGCUCCUGUCGCCGAUGCCUCCUCCACCGGAGGAGAAGAAGGAAGAGGAGAAGAAAGAGGAACCUGAGCCUCCAAAGCCUGAGGAGAAGAAGGAGCCGCCGGUGAUCGCGGUUGUGCUGAAGGUGCACAUGCAUUGUGAGGCCUGUGCUCAGGGGAUCAGGAAGAGGAUCCUCAAGAUGAAAGGGGUACAAUCAGCUGAGCCUGACCUGAAGGCGUCGGAGGUAACCGUGAAGGGUGUGUUUGAGGAGGCCAAGCUGGCCGAGUACGUGCACAAGCGCACCGGCAAGCACGCUGCCAUCAUCAAGUCUGAACCGGUAGCCCCUCCCGAGAAGGUGGCAGCCGAAGGUGGCGAUGAGAAGAAGGCAGCCGAAGGCGGCGAUGAGAAGAAGGACGAGAAGGAGGAGAAGAAGGAUGGAAAAGAGGAAGGUGGCAAUGGUGGCGGAGAUGAGAAGAAGGAAGAGAAGGAGAAGGAGAAGGAGGGUGGCAAUGCCGAUGGCGAGGAGAAGGACAAGGACAAAGAGAAAGACCCCGCCGCCAUUGCCGCCGCGAACCUAUACCUGCAUUAUCCAAGGUUCGCAUUCCCUGCCGGAUACUACCCGCCCGGGCCGGGUUAUGCCUACCCACCGCCCUACCCUCCAUCCUACCCGCCACCAUACCAGCCAUCCUACCCGCCAUACCCGUCGCACCCUUCGCACCACCCGUCGCAGAUCUUCAGCGACGAAAACCCGAAUGCCUGCUCUGUCAUGUAAAAAGUUUUAGAACCUGGGGGAUCUAGAGUGAAAAAGAAUAAGAAGAGCACAGGACUGCAUAAUUUGGAGGGUGUCAUUGCAACAAUUGCCCUUUGAGCAAAGCAAAGCUAAAAUGGCAGCUUGAAGAAAGUACCAGGCUUUUUUGGGGGUUAGGUUUCUUUUUAACUUUCUUUUGUAAUUUUAACCCUUUUCUUUCAUCUGGUAUAAACUACAAAGCAAGUCUGGACUUCCUUGUCAGUUUAUGGAUGCUAUCUUAUGUAGAAUUUUGCUCUCUGUACUGUUUCACCUUCAAACUAAUGUAAAAACUGUACUAUACUAGUAUAAUUUUUAGGUGUACCUUUGGUUCCCUGUCC
Molecule: messenger RNA, 1667 nt
Organism: Oryza sativa Japonica Group (Japanese rice)
Lineage: Eukaryota; Viridiplantae; Streptophyta; Magnoliopsida; Poales; Poaceae
Product: heavy metal-associated isoprenylated plant protein 7
Molecular function (GO): metal ion binding
Source: RefSeq, a predicted model, not a curated record